Messenger RNA from Diabrotica virgifera virgifera (western corn rootworm), 930 nucleotides. RefSeq lists its product as uncharacterized. Gene Ontology annotation, cellular component: ciliary basal body. The transcript has a single exon. Gene Ontology annotation, molecular function: cytoskeletal protein binding. The record is from RefSeq and is a predicted model, not a curated record. Bases 38 to 889 code for a protein of 283 amino acids. Lineage: Eukaryota; Metazoa; Arthropoda; Insecta; Coleoptera; Chrysomelidae. Gene Ontology annotation, biological process: regulation of cell projection organization.
CGUCACAUUGUUUUUGUUAUUUCACAUAAAGAGAAUAAUGCUUGCUGCCUUUUUGUCCUUAAUUUAUUUCGCCCCACCGAGCAGAGUGUCUGAAGAAGAAUGCGACGACUCCCGUUUUACUUAUAUCAUAAAACUUAUGACUUACGAACGCCUUUGUUUUGGUACAACGAAAAAUAGAGAAACUGGUUUCAUAGGCAAAGGCUUAUCCCCUCAGCAGAAGAGACUAAUGCCCGAAAAUAAUCCUCGCACAGGACCAGGAUGUUACAAUACAGAAAAAAUUGGAUCAGCCUUUCACAAAGUUCUCAGUAAGAAAAGAAGUAUCAAAGGAAGCUCCGGUUUAGCAAGCCAAGAAAAAAGAAUUAUGACUACAAAGAGCCAGCAGACCCCUUCACCAAUGGCCUAUCAGCCUGUCUCACGUAGAUUUGUUGUUAAAAAGUCAGCUAAACCAUUUGGAACAGGUGCUAAAAUAAGGGAGAUAAAACUUCCUAAUAUACCAGGGCCUGCCGAUUAUAACCUUCAAAACAUUUCUUUGUGUCACAGAUCGAACUUUCAGUCUAACUUUGGAAGUCCAACUAGAAGUGCUUGUGUAAAGACUAUUUGUGUAGUAGAACCAACAGAUACUUGCCAUUUGUGUAAUAAAAUAUGUGGUGGAGAAUACUGGCACCAAAAUUAUACGAAGUUCUUAUGCCAGUCUUGUUUUAUGAUAGAGCUGGCUACAAACGAAUUUUAUUCUUUGGAUGAACUAAAGCAAUUAACCAAAAUUAGAAAUUGUUCGUUUAUGCAUCAACACGAAAAAACCACAGCUGCUUUAACGUUGUUACCUCGAAACAAGCUUAAGAAGAAAUUAGAUAUUGAAAAUUAUUUGGAAUCCUACAUCAAAUGCUUUUAACAAUUCUGUAUAUAUCAAAAGUAAAUAUAUUUUCAUACUUA